CGAUGGGAUUAUCUGUGGAUGAUUUUCCAUAAAGCCCAGUGCCUCAGGGAAGAUUUCUCUCAGAGUACAGCAGAUUUGUGACCCCAGAAUUAUUGUCUUGACAGACCUGUGUGAAAGUCUGAGGAAUGCAGGAAAUCUGGCUCCCACUCUGAAGAUUGUGUAUUAAGGCUGGGGACUGAAGGCCAGUGUGUGAGAGGGUUAAGCUGGGUGUAGAGCUGAAGUCUGCUCUCUACUCAGAGCCACCUCUGUCUGUACCCAGCCUGUCAGGAGUGUCUAAGGCUCUCAAGGCGUGUGGUCGUCUUCUAUUGGUUUCCCAGAUACCACACUAAAUCUCACUGGACAUUUCCUGAUCAUGGAGUAGACCUGUUCUGAAAAAAAGGACACAUUGUUCUGUCUGAUACUUGCACUUUUACCUGAGUGUAUCUGCAUUAGGCUGUCUAUUGCCUGAAGACAUCUUACAGUGACACCUGAACAAGUGGACAUACCUGUACACUCACCUGUGUGACUGAGGAAACAGAGGCACAGUCACUACGUCCUCAGACCUCCUACUUUACAGAUUUGGGCACAUUACUGGACACAUUCUGAACUAAUUUAUUCAUGCUGACCAGUACUAAUGACAUUCCUUUGGUACAUUUAACCAGCAUGAGCUGUGUGACAUGCAGGUCCAUAUAGCCUGAAUUCCUACCCUAAACCCUUUCCCAGGACUAAUGAUGUCUACCACAUACCCGCUGUCCACUGAAAGCUUUGAGCUUCUGGAUUGGUACCACCCUAACGCUGACCGUCAUGUAGCUGAAAGUUUACUUCUCCACAAUGGGGUGGACGGGACCUACCUACUACGCCCCAGCUCUAAACGAGGGGAGUAUGCAUUGUCAGUCAGGUGCAAUGACUCGGUCAAGCAUUUCACAAUCUCCGUCCAAGGAAAUGAGUUACGGUUUGGCCAUGGUAUCUUCAGUUCUAUGGCUGACUUCCUUCAUCACUUUGCCAACAAACCACUGAUCAGUGGAGAAUCAGGUCAGUUGAUGUUGUUACGAGAGGCAUACCCUCGACAAGUGGAGGAACCUGAUGAGUAUGACACUGUUAAAGUCCAUGCCGAAUUCAACAUUGGUGAUGAAACAGACAGGAAAAUAGAUUUUUCUGUUAAUUCCAAAGAAGGCUUUCUGACAAAGCUUGGGCUCCAUUUCAAGGUAUUUUAUACCUGGAGGAGUAGAUGGUUUGUUCUACAGAAGAAUGAGCUGAAGUACUUUAAGGACAAGAACAUGAAGACUCCAAUCCGAGUGUUAGACCUGAAUGAAUGUGUGGAGUGUAAGAGGGAUGAAGUGUCCUAUCCAUCCAAGGCCAAUGUCUUCAGGCUGGUGUUUGACUGGAGGACGUUUUACUUCUUUUCACCGACAGAGCAGGAAAUGGAAGAGUGGAUUCGUCUGAUCAACUGGAGACUGCAAAACAGAACAGUGCCAUUCCAUCCAUACAAACCAAAGAGGUGAAGGUAGACUGACAAGAGGCUACAGUCAGAUUGCAAGGCUGAUAACUGGUCACUUUCUUCAUGGUCAUGGCUGUCAUCUGGUAAUGGGACGACACUGCGAGUCAUCACUAUAUACCAUCGGCUUAAUCAGAGUUAUCAUCUGUGUGUAUUCACCCGUGACAUCAUCAUCAUCGUCACAUUGUCAGCAUCAACCAGAAAGGAAACGGUUCACAAUGUAGCAUUCAUCCAGCAUGGCAUAUAUGUUUGUACAACAUUUUCAUUUGUUCAUUUUGCACAGUAAAUAUUUUCCUUGAAAGAUAUAUUUUCCAGUUUUGACUCCAGUCUCGUGUGUUAUUUACCUGUUGUAGAAUUUUGCCUAAAUUGCCGUUAUUAUUUGGACUCACAAAGUAAAAAAUUAUUAUCAGAAAUCCCUCACAGUGAAUUUCAGCUGUGAAAAUAGAAUUAUCUUGUCUGUUACACUGGUGGGAAUUACGUGUAUUGGUUGUGUAAUCAUAUCAUUGAGGUUUGUGACAGAGGAAAGGAAAUAAGAUUGUCCACAAAAGUGAAAUAGAUGAAACCUUUGAUUUAUUCCCUCAAUUUAAUUGGUUGACGCUUUGCGUACAUCAUUUUGCACAGUGCAUGUAGAUCAAGUUUUAUUGUCUAAUUUCAUAUUUAUUUUUGCCUGCAUGAAAGGCUUUAGGGACAGACAUUUGUUUUAAGCUAUUCUAUUCCUUGUGUGAAUGAUCAUGAGUUAAAGUCCAUUUUAGUAAUUUUAAUGUAUC
Molecule: messenger RNA, 2241 nt
Organism: Liolophura sinensis
Lineage: Eukaryota; Metazoa; Mollusca; Polyplacophora; Chitonida; Chitonidae
Product: dual adapter for phosphotyrosine and 3-phosphotyrosine and 3-phosphoinositide-like
Exons: 9
Coding region: 708-1481 (257 amino acids)
Source: RefSeq, a predicted model, not a curated record